Verruconis gallopava is the source of this 1005-nucleotide messenger RNA. RefSeq lists its product as uncharacterized. The transcript has a single exon. Gene Ontology annotation, molecular function: oxidoreductase activity. NCBI's taxonomy places the organism in Eukaryota, Fungi, Ascomycota, Dothideomycetes, Venturiales, Sympoventuriaceae. The record is from RefSeq and is a predicted model, not a curated record. Bases 98 to 898 code for a protein of 266 amino acids.
GCGGCUUGCCGAAUAUCUUCGGAAGCCUACAGAAUCUGAGCAACCCGGUGCAAGUUCCCCACGGAGCAAUAAAUUGUAUCGAGCGCCAGUGCCACGAAUGACCGUAGGACUGUUGAACAUACGAACCUGCGCAAUGGCACCAACUCUGGCUAAUAAGGUGGCGAUCGUCACGGGCGCCUCACGUGGCAUUGGCUACGGCAUCGCCCUCGAACUUGCAAGGCGAGGCGCAAAAAUUGUGCUAACGUACACCAGCCAGUCGAGUGAAAAGCUUGUUGCCGACUUGAUUUUGCGAAUCCAGGCCCUAAAAAAUGGUGCCGAUGCGACUGGAUGUCAAGCCGACCUCAGCAAGUUAGAUGCGCCUAAGAGAAUAGUAGACGCUGCGACGGCCGCGUUUGGACCGCAUAUCGACAUUCUCGUGAACAACGCCGGCAUGGAGAAGGUGGUCCCGUUCAAUGAACUCACGGUCGAGGAUUACAACCAAGUUUUCGACCUCAACGUCCGCGGCGUCUUGUUCCUGUCACAAGCCGUACUACCUCAUUUGCGAAAGCCAGGACGGAUCAUCAACAUCAGUUCCGUGGGUGCCCGGCAUGGUUUUGCUCAUUUGACCACGUACUGCGCGUCAAAGGCGGCUAUGGAGGGCUUCACUAGAUCACUUGCAAAAGAAAUUGGACCCAAUGGUCAUACGGUCAAUGCCGUAGAGCCAGGCCCAGUUGAGACCGACAUGAUCCACAAGAUCCCCAAGGAGAUAGUUGAGAUGCAGAAAAGAGACACGCCGAUGGAAAACAGACUGGCUACUGUGGAGGAGAUUGCAUCAGUAGUGGCUUGGAUCGCAGAGGAUCAGAGUCGCUGGAUUACCGGGCAGACCAUCAGCGCAAGUGGCGGAUGGAGUAUGAUGUAGUUGAGAGAAAUCGGUGAAUUCUCGUGUUCUCAAAAGCUAGUCAAAGGACGCUGAGCCUGCCCGAUGGGUCUCUCGCAAAAAAUAGACACCUUAAUGGAAGCCUUGAC